UCAACGCCUCCCCUCCCACGCGAUACCCCCAGAUAUAAAACGGGAACAUCCCGGCUUUAACCCCAUUUCAGUCGCGAGAUCGCAGAGUCCUUUUCAACCCUCAACCCUUCCAGAUAAGAUGUUCGCCAAACGCUUCGGACUCCUAUGCCUUCUGGCGAUGGCGUUGGUGCUGUCUUUCAGCGACACAUCAGAGGCCAGAUACCUGUCCACCAGGGCCUCGGGCGACAGGGUCGACAAAAUUCGCGAGCUCCUCAAAGAAUUGCUGGAGACCGAGAUCGAAAAGGAGGAUCAAGGAGACGCACCACCCAGAUGGCACCCGGAAAGCAAACUCUUCUACAAGCGAGAAGCACCCCAAACCAAGCACUAAACACGUCGACGACCUUCGCAAACGAUCAAGACUAAACAAUUCAAAAAUAAUUUUUUACAUGGAUAAGAUCAGCUAAAACAAAAUUAGAUAUAGAAAACAAACGAAAAAAAAAUAAAACAAUAUUAUCAGAAGGAAGCAAUAAGAAAACAAUAAAAAAAUAAAUGUUACGUUUGUUUUAGCUGAACGUAAUAGUUCACUGUGUAUAUUCUUAACUGGUAAUAAUGAAAAAGUGGAAGAUACGACGAACUUUGACCUCGUAUCUUCUACGAUAGAGUUUACGCAAUUAUUUUUGUGAUAUUAGUGUAUUAGAAUCGAGACAAUAAGUAAACGAAAAUUGUUUUAAUAAAUAUACAGGAGCGCUGAG
This is a messenger RNA of Coccinella septempunctata (seven-spotted ladybird), 731 nucleotides long. RefSeq lists its product as uncharacterized. NCBI's taxonomy places the organism in Eukaryota, Metazoa, Arthropoda, Insecta, Coleoptera, Coccinellidae. The transcript has 3 exons. The coding region runs from base 119 to 367 and encodes 82 amino acids. The record is from RefSeq and is a predicted model, not a curated record.